This is a messenger RNA of Melanaphis sacchari, 1526 nucleotides long. It is a transcript of the gene Paics, whose product is annotated as multifunctional protein ADE2. Lineage: Eukaryota; Metazoa; Arthropoda; Insecta; Hemiptera; Aphididae. The record is from RefSeq and is a predicted model, not a curated record. Gene Ontology annotation, molecular function: phosphoribosylaminoimidazolesuccinocarboxamide synthase activity. The transcript has 8 exons. Gene Ontology annotation, biological process: 'de novo' IMP biosynthetic process. Bases 221 to 1507 code for a protein of 428 amino acids.
CGAGUUGGUCCUGCAAUCAUCGUCGUGACGUCGUCCAAGGUUCAACAUUCCAACACUCGUAGACCAAAAAACAAACUUGUAGUUGUAGUACAUAUUUUAUACGCUAGCCCGUGAUCUUAACUUGUUGAUAUUCAACUUUAGUCUUUAAUAGUUCUGAAGCUCUCCGAUAUCUCUUCCGUGCGAACCAAUUCAUCUUUAAAAAAAUAUUGACGUUUUCGAAAUGGCCAAACCGCAAACUAAAGGUCUAGGUAUGGGCGAGAUAAUCAUCGAGGGAAAAACUAAAAUUGUUUACGACCUACCUGACACAGGCAAUGUCUUGAUGGUGAGCAAAGACAGGAUAACUGCUUGGAAUGGCGCCAAGGGUGAUGAUAUGGAAGGCAAAGCAGCCAUAUCUACAACAACAACGACAGCUGUAUUUAAAGUUUUACAAGAUUUAGGGAUAAAUACUGCGUUUGUUUCAAAAAACGGUUUAUCUGAUAAUACAUUCAUCAGCAAAAAAUGUUCUAUGAUUCCAAUUGAAUGGGUAUCUCGUCGAAUUGCUACAGGAUCUUUUCUAAAACGUAAUCCAGGAGUAAAAGAAGGUUAUAAAUUUACUCCACCCUUGGUGGAAACUUUUUUCAAGGAUGAUUUAAAUGAUGAUCCUCAAUGGUCUGAACAACAGUUGCUAUCUGUAGAAUUUAACAUUGGAAAUGUAAAAAUUGGAAAUGCUGAGUAUGAGAUAAUGAGGAAAACUACUAUAUGUGUAUUUGAAGUGUUGGAAAAGUUAUGGGCAUCAAAGAAUGUUGCUCUAGUAGAUAUGAAAAUCGAAUUCGGUGUUAGUACUGAAGGAGAAAUAUUAGUAGCUGAUGUUAUUGACAAUGAUUCAUGGAGAUUGUGGCCAAGUGGAGACAAAAGAUUAAUGGUUGACAAACAAGUAUACAGAAAUUUAAACACUGUCACAGUUGCCGAUAUGGAAACGAUAAAAACAAAUUUUAAGUGGGUUGCUCAACAAGUUCAAAGUUUUUCUCAAAUACAAUCAAAUGGUUUGGUUGUGGUUGUUAUGGGUUCAUCUAGCGAUGAAAGUUUUGGUAAAAAGAUUGCAGAUUAUACAAAAAAUGUAUUGGGUAUAAAUACUGAAAUUAGAAUUGGGUCAGCACAUAAAAGUACUGAGUUUGUUUUAAAAAUGAUUGAUAAAUAUGAAGGUCUACAUAUUCCUGUUGUCAUAAUUGCUGUAGCUGGUCGUAGUAAUGGCUUAGGUCCAGUAAUAGCUGGUUAUACUAAUUUACCAGUUAUAAACUGCCCGCCUUUAAAUGCAACCAAUGUUAAUAUGGACAUUUGGUCUUCAUUAAAUGUUCCAUCCGGUUUAGGGUGUGUAACUGUAAGAGAAGAAGAAGGAGCUGCUUUGGCUGCAGCUCGUAUUAUUGGAUUGACUGAUCCUCUAGUUUGGUGUAAACUUAAGACACAACAGUUGGAAAAAUAUAUCAAUUUAAUAAAAAACGAUCAAGAAAUUGUUUCAAAAAAUGUAUAAGCCUAAUACUUAAAUAUUU